AUGGCUCUCGAUGAUGUUCAGAGACGUGAGUACCUGCAGAAGAAUGUCACUGCUGACCUUCAGUAUAUCUGGGACGACUCAGAAGUGAGUUUAGAUCUUCAACAUAGGUUGGGGCAGCACUACAAAAAUCUGCGGGUGUUUGUGGCACUGGCCGAGAGUUCAACAGAGCUUCGAGAAGCACUCAAAACAGACUAUCAGCUUGAUGCAGCACAAGGUGCUGGACAGAGAGCAGAAGUCGCCAGAAUCAUUCCAGCAUGGACGGCAGGUAGACAACUCUAUGAAAAAGAAAAUGAACUUCAGGCCGAAAGCAAGGUAAUGGGAUUACCGAGAUCCCUUCAACAUAGCGAAAGGUUGGCUAUGCUUCGAGCGGUCGAAACUACUCUGGGAACACUAUCAGAGCAUGAUGUGCCUUCCAGUGAAUAUUUGGCCUUGAAGGUCGAAGAGUGUGAAAAUGGAGAAGUUACAGCGGCUUCCUUGGAUGAAAUCACAAGCAAAGCCCACAAGAACACAGCCUCCUUGCAGACUUCACUGGACACAUCGGGCCAUGUGCGAGUGGUCAAGACGAAAACGAAGGGCUCACUUCCUUCGAACACAGAAGAGUACCGCCAAGCAAUGAAAUUGGAAGCAGUCACUUGGUUGUGUAUGGCAUCGAAGUUUAAGGCAAAGCACUGGCUGGCGGGAUUGAAGAUGGAACAUUUCCUCAAGUUUGUCGAUUUUAUCCUUGGGGACCGGGUCAACGCAAUCAAGGUCCCAGUGGACAAUGGUCAGCAAGCGGUCAAGCCCAACUGGGCAUUGGUGCUGCAAUACGAGCAUCGGCUGCGCAGAGAAGCAAUGAAACUGGUGAAUCGUGCAGAGGCCACUUUGGCAGAAGCUCUGACACGUGUGACGAAGGACCCAGACCUGAAAGAAGCUUUCUUCACCACACCUUUAGCCCUGACCACGACGGAGACACCCCAGAAAUUUGCAAAGUACAACUCAAAGGGCCACCACGAUGGCAAUUACAAGGGCAAAGGAAAAGGAAAGGGUAAGCAAUUUGGAAAAUCCGGCAACAAAGGGGGCAAAUCGUACAACAAGGGCAAACAUGGAGAUUUAAGCCUGGUGUCGCAAACCCCUGAUGGCCGCGACAUAUGCUUCGCAUACAACAGCCAAGGUGUCACCAAUUUGGGAGAGCACCCAGCAAGUGUGUGGCAAUUGGCCGAGACAAGACAGUUGGUGGAAGAGUUUGAGGUUUCAAGCUCAGUGCGUGAGAUGACAGCUAAUGACACUGACAAACCAGAUCAGGAAACCACAGCUGAGCCUAAUCACUUUGAAAGCAAUGGAGGGUCGGAACUUCACAGGGGACAACCUAUGGAGAUGGACUGGGCUGGCAGACGCAAACCACUGGUGGACGGCUUUGGUCUUUGUUCGCCGACAUUGUGGAACCCAGCUGACCGAGGAGCACAUAUUUGCUCAGGAGGUCAAGACUUUUGCAAAUCAAUUUUUGGAAUGGUCUCGAAGUUUGUCACGGAAAAGCUUGGAGACUUGAGGUUGGCAGCUUUCAGACUGGGCCUAGGGAAGAUCGAGACCUCACCCUUUUCGGAACAGGAUUUGGACGAUUUGAGGAAAGAAUGGGCUUCUUUGCUGCCCUCCAGGUCAAAGUCCCUGGAGAUCCCCGUGCGCCAACCUUUCUUGCUGGGUAUGAUUUCGCAGUCUUUGGAGAAGGUAGAAGAUCCAGAUUACAAGAUUUUUAUGCAUGGCAAGGAUUCUUUUUGGACUGUGGUCCCAGUGGGUUACGAUGAGCCCCUCCCGAGGACCCCGGAUGUCUUUCCUCGAAAAGAGAAGGUGAGACCGCUGGAUGAGUCAGAGUACAACAAUUUGGCUUGCAACUACCGUUCGGCCCGAGAGAUGUCGGAAGAGCUGGAAAAGAAGUUUAGGGAAGAAGAGGCUUUGGGGAGAAUGAUCCCGACCACUUUAUCAGCUUUGCAAUCAAAACACCCUGAUCGAACCCCUUUGGUGGCAGCGAUGGGGGCCAUCAAGAAACCGAAUGGUGAUGUCAGACCGUUGCAUGACGGUACUCAUUUCGUCCAGCUUAAUAACAAUAUUUGCUUCCAGGACCAGUUGCAAUACCCUGGACUCGAGGAUGCUGCUGCAAUGAUACGUUUGGUGGAGGAUGACAAGGAAUCUCUUUUCGCGAUGUCGGCAGAUAUCAAAGCUGCACACCGCCUGGUGAAGAUCCGGGAAGAGGACUGGCCUUUGUUGGGGUGUCGGGCUCAUGACGACGAUAAGACCAUCUGGAUCAACACCGUCGGAACAUUUGGGGUAUCAUCUGCGAGUUACUGGUGGGCACGCCUCUUCGCCGGAAUUGGACGACUGGUUGCCUACAUCCUGGGACAGGAGAAUUGGUUUCAAUUGGUUUACGUUGAUGAUUUGCAUCUCACCUGCCUGGGGCCACGCAAGUUUCUUGUUUUGUGGACGGCCUUGGCGCUGUACGAGAUUUUGGGCACACCUUUCUCAUAUGCCAAGUUUUCAGGCGGCCUUCAAGUCUGCUUCGUGGGGUAUUUGCUGGAUUACCGUGUUUGCCGUUUGGGCAUUACCCAACGGAGGGGAGCUUGGCUGGUUUCUUUCAUCGAUGAGAUGUUUGCUUCGAAAGGAACGAUUUACAUGAGAAGGUUCAAUGAGUUUCUGGGCCGCCUUGGCUUCGUCUCUAGGGUAUUGCUUUGGUUGAAACCUUUCCUUGCCCCUUUGUAUUCGUGGAGCGCAGCGCUCGACCGGGGUACGGUCGCCAAGUGUCCCAAGCUGGUGAUGUUGGUUUUGAGAUUCUUGCAGUUGCAGCUGAAGGACUGUAGCCCUGGGCAUGUUGUUCCUUUGGUUCUCACUGCGGGAACAGAUAAUCUCGCCAACCAGUUCCUUCUCCGGGGCGAGAAUACGCUGGCAGAUGCUUUGACGAAUGAAGAUUUCACGGGUGUUGAUUUGAAGAAGCGUUUGGUUUGCGAGUGGGGAGAUUUUCAAUUUCACCUCAUCACUCGUCUCUGGAACGAACGCGAAGGCUACCUGGACAAGGACAUGCUGAGGUCCACUGCGCAGAUUGUGAACGAACAUUUUCCAGAUGUCCGAACCAAUUUGGAUGUGAGAAUAGGUUUGGGUCUCAGCGACCUUUGGGAGUGCUACAGGAUUUUGUCGCGCGUUUCGCGUUUCUUUGUGAGCUUCGCUCCAGGCCUCCCCGUUGGCUCGAGUCAGAGGUUUGAGACAAUUUCAAUGCCAAUGCACAGGCCUCCCUGUUGGCUCGAGUCAGAGGAACAGGACAGCAGUGUGGCUUCACCCAGCGAGACCACACAGUUUGCCGGUGACGACAAAAGGAAGGCGGAGAAGUCGGGAAAAUUUCGUUUGGUGCUGAUGGAAUUCGAUAUUGAGAGGUCACCAGAUCAUGAUUUGACUGAUGACGCAUUGUGGGACAAAAUUUUCACCCUUCUUAAGGAAGGGAAUUGGGUGCUUAUUGUAUCACCUCCACGUAAUACUUUCUCCAGAGCCAGAUUUCAACAUCAACAACACCCUGGCCCCAAGCCCCUGCGUACACGUGCUUGGCCAAAAGGCUUCCCUUGGUUAUCUGACAAGAAUAAAUCCAAGGUGCUGGAAGCGAACCUUUUCGUUGAAAGGUCUUUGAAGGGUUGUGAAAUUGUUGCAACAACCGGAGGCUUCUUUAUUUUGGAACAUCCUGAGGAUCUCGGGACAGUGCAGGCAGAACAACCAGGCUCCAUUUGGCAAUGGGAAGAGUUACUGGAUCUCAUUCCCAAGCUUGCUGCAGUUUGUUUUGCAAUUCAACAGUGCCAUUUUGGCGGAUUGACCCCAAAGCCGACAAGAUUUUUGGUGAACAUGAAAGUGGACGACCCACGUUGUUACAUUGCUUUGCCACAGUUUGAUAAGUCUGGAUAUUACAAAGGUCCUCUCCCAAAAGAUUGUGGUCACAUACACCACCACAAGUUAAUUGGCAAAACGGCAUCACGCUGGAAUACUGCCCCAAGUGCCUCUUAUCCUGCGAAACUUUGUGAAUUCCUGGCGAAUCUCAUUCUCAAUGCCACGGCAUCCUGCGGUGGGGGUCCUGAGAAUGGGAUUCCUACUCAACCUGAAGUGAAGAAACGCAAGCUUUCAAAUAACAUUUCUGCUCAAGUUGAGACACGUGAUGUUGAUUUGAGUUGCAAGACAGCCAGGAGCUCAGGGUCUGGUAAUGUUGUUUUUGAUUGCAGUGCAGUUGAUGCAACAACACUUGGGAAGGCACAUUCAAGUAGUGGGACAGCUGACAGAACUUGCAACAGGGAGAACGACCCGAAGGUUGGUUCAGUUGGGGAGCAGAUUGUGGUCUCUGACUCAGAAGGAGAACAUGAGACGGUUGGUAACCGAACAUACAGCAGUGCUGAUUUGCAAUUUGACAUGGAUGCAUGUUUCAAUACAGGCAGACCCAUUCAGGUGGAAUGGGAUCGAACACAGCGGGGGUUUGUAGAUGGAUUUGGAUUGUGCAGCCCAUGCAGAUGGAAACCACACCAACGCGGCACCAGACGGACGAAUGACAUGAUUAGGCUGGCAGAUGACACUUUCAAUUUACUGGUUGAAGGCGUCAAAGAGUCAAUACUGGACUGGAGGUUGGAAGCGUUCAAAUUGGUGACUGGUAAACUCAAGCAAUCUCCUUUCACUUCAACAGCACUACAGAAGGUCAGGUCAAAAUGGUUUUCACUGUUGAAGGAUCCGAAUGAUGCCGCAGUGUUGGAUGAAGGACAACCAUUUUUCCUAAGAGCGUUGUCGCAGUGGCUCACUUGUUUUGAGGAUCCAGACGCUCACUGGUUAACGGGUGUGGAGGAUUCAUUUUCAACUGGAGUUUGUCUUGGCGUUGAAAAACCCUUACCUAGAUCGAGACAAGUUUUCCCUGAGAAACAAAAACACCGUAAACUGGAUGAAACUGAGUUCAUGCCAAUCGCAGAGAACUACUCUUCAGCACAGAUGUCGGCGAAAGAGUUGGAGGAUAAGUUCAAAGAAGAAGAGAUGCUGGGAAGGAUGCACCCAUCGAAACUUGGUGUGUUGCAAAAGGAAUACGGCAGUUCCUUGAGAGUGGCAUCGAUGGCGGCUAUUGCAAAACCUGAUGGGACGGUACGACCACUUCAUGAUGCAACACAUUCAGUUAUGGUUAAUCAUGAUAUAGUAUAUCAGGACAAGAUUGACUGCCCUGGCCCACCAGAGAUUGCUUCGAUUGUGCGUGAAGCGACAUCUACAAAAGAGGCUCCAUUCUGCGUGAGCGCGGACAUCAAGGCGGCGCAUCGUCUGGUCAAGGUGCGCAAAGUGGAUUGGGGAUACACAUGUUGCAGAGCAGAUUCCAAUUCUGAUACUGUUUGGGUUAAUCACACUGGAACAUUUGGAGUAUCGUCAGCUCCGUACUGGUGGGCAAAACUUGCGGGGUUGCUGGGACGCUUCGUUGGAUUUUUAUUCCAUCAGCAUUGGAUGAUGCAGAUGAUUUAUGUGGAUGAUUUACAUGGGGUCUUCAUUGGGCCUGAGAAAUUCUUGUUUUUGUGGGUGUGGGUGCUGGCCUACGAGUUGAUUGGUACACCAUUUGGCUAUCACAAGUUCAAAGGAGGAUAUGCUUCAGAGUUUGUUGGAUUCCACAUCAGGUACGAUUUAGCAGAAGUCGGGGUGUCGACGAAACGAGGUGAGUGGCUGUUGUCUUGGAUCACAAACGCGAGAGCAAACAAGUUUGUAGUGCCACAGCCCGCGAUUUUGCGGAGCUCUUAG
Cladocopium goreaui is the source of this 5751-nucleotide messenger RNA. NCBI's taxonomy places the organism in Eukaryota, Dinophyceae, Suessiales, Symbiodiniaceae. The record is from the annotation of a GenBank genome assembly.